Solanum stenotomum is the source of this 855-nucleotide messenger RNA. RefSeq lists its product as uncharacterized. The coding region runs from base 1 to 855 and encodes 284 amino acids. The transcript has 2 exons. Lineage: Eukaryota; Viridiplantae; Streptophyta; Magnoliopsida; Solanales; Solanaceae. The record is from RefSeq and is a predicted model, not a curated record.
AUGAAAGAUGAGUUUUCAUCAUUGAACAGUAAAGUGAAUUAUCAUGCCAACGCCAUCAAGACACUUGAAGGCCAACUGAGUUUAUUAUCAGCUCAGUUGAAACCAAAAAUAAUGAUAGAAGAUGACGAUCGAGAGUUGGCUGUGGUUACUCUAAGCGGAAAGGUAGCAAUAGGUAAUGUGAUGGAAAAUGAAGAUGUUCAAAAACAUGAAGAAGGUGAAGGCAUGGAGGAACAAGAGUUGCUUAUUCAUAAAAACCUUGCCAAAGAACCACAAAAGGAAGUGGAACAACACGUUCAAAUUCCUAAAGUCAUGCAACCUUUACCCAAAAUACCUCCACCAUUUCCCCAAUGUUUAAAGAAGAAAAAUAAAGAUGAGAAGUUCAAGAAAUUCUUUGCAAUUAUGACUAAGGAGCUAAUCAAAAAGAGGGAAGAUCCUAGGGCAUUCACCAUUCCAUGCACCAUAGGCAUGCUCCAAUUCGCUAAAGCUUUAUGUGACCUAGGAGCAAGCAUCAACCUAAUGCCCUAUGCGAUAUACAAACAACUUGGAUUGGGUGAACCGAAGGCAACCACAAUGAGACUAUUGAUGGCAGACUGUUCAAUCAAACAUCCCAUGGGGAUACUAUAUGACAUCUUGGUGAAGGUCGAUCGGUUCAUUUUUUCGUCUGAUUUUGUUAUUUUAGAUUGUGAAAUAGAAGCUGAAAUUCCCAUUAUUUUGGGAAGGCCAUUCUUAGCAACUGGGAGAACAUUGGUGGAUGUUGAACGUGAAGAAUUGAGGUUUCGGGUGAACGAAGAUGAGGUAACUUUGAAUAUUUGCAAAUCCAUGAAACACCCAAGUGACAUUCAUGUAGCAUCUUGA